AAUAAGUGAUCGAUAGACUGUCGAUUCUGUAUCAUUGUUGCGCGUGCUGCUUGCCGAUGUGCAAAUAAUCGGACCACUGGAAACGAGACGUUCAAGUUUCAUUUCAUUGUUAUUAUAGGGUUAUCAACUUUUCCGGAACUGAAAAGCAAUUAACUUAGCCCAUUCCUUCAAGAAAAGUGAGUGUUGGUUUUAUGUAACGUUCGGAGAGACAUUGGUCCACGGAUCCACCAAGAGUUACCUAUUCAGUUGGUCCAAAGAUAUGCCAGGAAUCGUGGUCAAGUCGGAAUUCACUUGUUGAAUACGCUAGGGCUCUGAAUAAUGAAGCACUGAUAUGCUCAUUAAGUAAAUAUGUGAUAAAUCCAACUCGUUAAAGGCUGAUAUUACACUGUUAGUGAGAAGUUCUGUGCCGAGAGAAAAGUUCUUUUUCACCAUGUUGUUCCAACACGCAACAUCUUACCUGUGUUUCAUUGUGGGCACCUUCGGGAAUUGUGCAGCCCUGUACAUUUUGAACACGACGUCGAAAGCCAGAAAUCGCAAACAAGUGCUCAUGCUGAACUGCUUGGCAGUUAAUGAUCUGGUUGCCAUGGUCGGUAUGCUGACAAUGAUCCUUAUAAAUGAGCAUGCAGUGGUCGAAAAGGAAUACAUAUGCAAGGGAUUCGUGUUACUUAGGGCCUUCGGCGUCGGAUCAGGCUGUAUAGCUUUGAUAAUGGCCGUAGAAAGGUGGCUGGCGCUGACCAAACCUUUCCUCUAUCAACAGAUUGUAACUUACGAGCUGCUGUUCAGGUGCUUGGUUGGGUUCUGGAUUAUAUCAGCUACCUGGACAUUUCUGCCAUUAGUUGGUUUUGGGUCGUAUUACAAAGACGGCGUGUGUUCGAGAUACAGGGAUGCAACUACUCUACGUGACAAAAUAUACGCUUAUCUUUUCUUUGUUUUCGGUACAACUCUCUUGAUCUGCAUUUUCUUGUUGAACAUGGUACUCGUAUGGGCUCUAUCCAGGCUGAAAUCCUCCAGACGUGUUCUGAUAAGAAGAGUAAGCAAAUCCAUGUUGACAAAUAAUGGGACCACUUACUCACACAGAACACCCGAAGAGAUCGCCUUCUCCAAACUGAUGUCGAUCCUUUGUAUCACAUUCGUCGUUUGUUGGGCCCCUCAAAUGAUCUGCAUCCCGCUGGUCCAGUUCUACAGGAACGACUAUCGCAUACAGCGGCUGUCCCGAUUAGCGGAUUUUUUGAUGGCUAUUUACUUUACGUUAGACCCUUAUAUUUACGUUGUGUAUCGUUACUUCCAAAAAAGCAACGUCACUUUUUGUCCCUGCGGAAAAGGCCCAAAAACCCUAAUCACCUACGCUCCCUCUACUAAUGAGAUGUCAAGUGAUGCCCCAACGGUGGUUAUACAACAGCCUGUCCCGAGCAUACGAACUUGAAUAUAUAAGGAAUAAUUAUUAUAGAUUUCACUGUGAAGCGGUAUCCCAGAUUUGUUCGGUGUUUUCCCUAUCUUCAGUCGAAAUGGAAAUUUCCAAUUUUCCACAGUUUUCUUAUACAAUUUUUCACA
Coccinella septempunctata (seven-spotted ladybird) is the source of this 1551-nucleotide messenger RNA. Its product is annotated as prostaglandin E2 receptor EP3 subtype. The transcript has 5 exons. The record is from RefSeq and is a predicted model, not a curated record. Gene Ontology annotation, cellular component: plasma membrane. Lineage: Eukaryota; Metazoa; Arthropoda; Insecta; Coleoptera; Coccinellidae. The coding region runs from base 431 to 1423 and encodes 330 amino acids. Gene Ontology annotation, biological process: adenylate cyclase-activating G protein-coupled receptor signaling pathway; inflammatory response; positive regulation of cytosolic calcium ion concentration. Gene Ontology annotation, molecular function: G protein-coupled receptor activity.